Messenger RNA from Mesocestoides corti, 852 nucleotides. Lineage: Eukaryota; Metazoa; Platyhelminthes; Cestoda; Cyclophyllidea; Mesocestoididae. The record is from the annotation of a GenBank genome assembly.
AUGGCGACCUGCGGCAAGCUGUCAACCCACCCCAAUCAUGACAUCGCCGAAGCCGACCUAAUCCAACUGGCAAUGAACCACAGCAGAUUGACCCUGGAUCCAGGACUGCUGUGGGGUCGAUCCGCGCACACCAUGGAAGCACGCUUCCUCAACGCCUCCUCCUCAUGUCCGCGCGCGCAAUCUUCGAAAUCCAUCGAUUGUGUCCAAGUGGCUAUUCGUUCACUUGGUGAUGAUUGGCCGAGCGCUGAAAUGGACGAAUCAUAUUCUAUCUUGGUAACCCCUUCGAACGUGAAGAUCACCUCCAAUGAAGUGUGGGGUGUUUUAAGGGCUUUCGAAACUUUGAGUCAACUCAUCUGGUGCUCUCCUAGUGGAAACUUGGCUUUCAUCAACCAAACCUUCAUCGAAGACUUUCCCAGCUUCCCACACAGAGGUCUCCACCUGGAUACUGCGCGACAUUACAUGUCGAAGCGAAUUAUUCUCCUCAAUUUGGUGUGUUUUUGGAGCACACCCACCAACAGUGUCCUGGUUAAUGUUUUUCUAACCGAGAAGGAUACCGCUCGGUGUUUUUUUGAACCGCCAAUCCGCGGUUGUCUUCGUUUUGACAGAACAAAGUUCGCCAAUUCUUCCUCUCACCCAUCCUUCUUCCUCUUUUUUUGUCUCCACUUCUUUGGGUCUACACCAAUCUCCAUCGUUCUCUCCCUUCGCUUCUUCUCUAUUUUCGCAACCGAGGCGAUGGCAUUUAACAAACUCAACGUCUUUCACUGGCAUCUCUCCGACGAUCAGUCUUUCCCGUUUGAGAGCAGAACCUUUCCUGAACUCUCACAGAAGGUGAGUCAACAGUUCUGGAUUUGA